Molecule: messenger RNA, 2087 nt
Organism: Callorhinus ursinus (northern fur seal)
Lineage: Eukaryota; Metazoa; Chordata; Mammalia; Carnivora; Otariidae
Gene: CCDC28A
Product: coiled-coil domain containing 28A
Source: RefSeq, a predicted model, not a curated record
UAGCGCUCUGUGCGUCUGGGCCACAGAACCCAAAAUAAAAGCCCAACUAUGAGUCUCCCUUUCCAUGGUCCGCCUAAAGUACAGUUGAGGGCAGGAGAGUGGAAGCAAUGAGAUACCAAGGGCGGAGACGGGAGCCGCACUGGCGGGCCAGGAAGAGGCGAGGCUCCAGCCAGGGGCACGGAGGCUCCGCCUCCUCACAUCACUUCCGUAAACAAAAGGAGCUGUGGAGGACCUGGGGCCGGGAUGUGACCCCGGCUCAAGCUGCAGCAGUAGCGUCGGCGGCUGCAGCUGCGGCGGCGGCUUCGGAGGCUCCGGGGUCUUUGCAGGUUGAGGAACAGGACCCCGAUCUUCUCCUUCCUCAGGUCACAGGAAGCUGGCCUUGGUGCAAUAGGGAACUUAGAACAAUGGAGGAGCGGAAAGUGAAGAGGAGGAGUCCUAAGUCUUUCAGUGUCCACUCUACUCAGGUUGUUAAUGCCAAAAAAAAUGCCAUUCCAGUUAGUAAAAGCACAGGGUUUUCAAAUCCUGCAUCACAGUCAACUUCACAGCGACCAAAGUUAAAAAGAGUGAUGAAAGAAAAGACCAGACCCCAGGGUGGAGAAGGAAAAGGUGCACAACCAGCUCCCAUUCAGCACUCUUUCCUCACCGAUGUCUCAGACGUUCAGGAGAUGGAGAGAGGGCUUCUCAGCCUUUUGAAUGAUUUCCACUCUGGAAAACUUCAAGCGUUCGGAAAUGAAUGUUCCAUUGAACAGAUGGAACAUGUUCGGGGAAUGCAGGAGAAAUUAGCUCGCUUGAAUUUGGAGCUCUAUGGGGAGUUAGAGGAACUUCCUGAGGAUAAGAGAAAAACAGCCAGUGACUCCAAUCUGGACAGGCUUCUGUCUGACUUAGAAGAACUGAAUUCUUCCAUUAUUUUAUGAAGGGCUUUACAUGCAUUUUCGUAUUUGGUCCUACCCUUGUAAGUAGGUGGUAUUAUACUUAUCAUUUUACAGAUGAAGAAAAUAGGGUUUUGAGAAGCCACAUAAACUGUAAGAGACAUUAACGUAAAUAUCAUUGCCAGGAAGGACUUAAAUUUGAGGAUUAGAUAUGAGUUAACUACGAGGCUUCUCUUAGUAGUUCCUAGUUCUUUUUUCUUUUCCUUAUAUCUAUUCUGAGCUUUAUAUUCUAUGCUUUAUAUUCUUUCUGUGUGUAUGACACAUCAGUAUCUCCUAUCCUCUGAGUUUUUGUUAAACAUUUAAGUUUAUUUAUCUUACCACUUUGCUUGAUCCAAUCACCACGGUUGAACAAGAUUACAUGAUAGAAUACAAGAGCAUGGGCUUUGAAUUGCUUGGUUUCAAAUCGUGGUAAGCAUGUGUGUAACCUUGAGCAAAAGUUUGGCAACUCUAGUUUCCUCAUUUGUAACAAUUGUUCUCUCUGUAUUCAGACUUUCCCUCCCAACUUCCCUCUCUGUCAUCAGUUGCCCCUGUUAUUUCAGUCUCCAAGAUUAUUUAAAUUCCUUCUGUGACUAUAGCAGACAUUGCUACUCAGUCAUGGCACUAUCUGCCAUUGAGCCUGAACGUGGGCAGGAAAUUAUUUGCCAUUUCUUAAUUACAGUUAGUUGUCAGGCAUCAUCAGCUCUGCCUUUUAUUCUUCCUUUAUUCCUUAUCCUCAUAACUUUAUUCCAUAACCUUUCAAAUGUCUUCUGUUCCAGCCCUAGAGCUGCACUAAUAUGGCAGCCACUAACCAUGUAGCUACUGAGCACAUGAAAUGCAACUAAUAUGGAUUGGAAUGUGCUAGAACUAUAAUUUGUAUACCUGAUUUCAAAGGUUUAAUAUGGAAAAAAGAAUGUAAAAUAUCUCAAUAUUUUUAUAAUGAUUAUAUGCUGAAAUGAUAGUUUUUUGAUAUAUUAGUGUAAAUUAAAUAUAUUUUAAAAAUUGUAUCUAUGAUGUGCAUUAUAUUUCUUUUGGACAGUGCUGCUGUAGACUUUAGACAAUACCACUAAAUUAUUCUUCCUAAAAAUACCACUCUCAUCUUGCCAUUCCUAUUUCAGACCAAGUUUUUUACCAUGUCAGACUUUCUUUUUUUUAACAUUUUAUUUAUUUAUUUGACAGAGA